ACCGCGCGUGAUGUUCAGUUUAAUUUUCUUUCCCCACCGCUGCUGCUCAUUUUUAACUAAUCUGGGUCGAUAAUUUAAUAUCAAGGAGGAAGAAAAACUGAAGAAGUAAAGAUUUAAUGCAAAUUAACUUGCAUCUACACUUCUUCAAGCUAUGUCACUUACAACGAAAACUAAGAUAGUUAUCUUAGCCGGUGUAUCAGCUCUGGCUGGUUUGAUUUUGGCCACAAGUUACUUCAAACGUCGCAGACGGGGCCAGAGACAACGAUUUCUGUCACCAAGAUCAAACCUUCCAGUUAGCAGCCAUCAUGACACACUUCACACAAAUGGACCAGUUCCACAGACAAGUCGCACGCGGAGAGCCCUCAUUAGCCCACAGGUGGAAUCACCCAAAGGAUUUGCGAGAUUAUCACGACUUUCCCGCUCCACUUCCCGUAAAUCCAUCAUAUCAGCCAUAGCAUCAAGGACCUCCCAUGCCUCCAUGUUCAACGACAGUCUGAAUGGCUCAGUAAAUUCACUUCUCAGUGAUGCAGCCUCGACUAAAUCUGGCGAGAGGACUCCGACUAAUGAACCGAUUUCAGUUGAGAGACUUUUCCAGUUAGGUAUGGAGUCAUUUGAUAAUGCAGUGUCCUUCUGGGAGGACGCGAUGGAUCUUAGAGUCGUCCAAGACAUUGAGGAAGAUGGUAACUCAGACGAGACAAGUAGGGAAAGCAGCAAGACAGAGUUGACGUACUCCUUGGAGAAACUCUUGACAAGUGUCUACCAUCUUCAGGAGGAGUGCGAGGGUGUGGCACUCAGUAUGCCUAAUCUUGCCUUCACAUCCUCCGAGAUGCGAAGCAUCGCUGAUGAAAUCUCAACGUUGAGAGAACAGAGAGAGAGGGAUGAGGAUGCGUCAUCUACAGAUUCCUUUGUCUCGGCAACAGAGUUAGAGGAGCUAGAACAAGAGUUGAGUGCUUCAUCAUCAGGGCAGGUUUCUCCGUCUUCAUCAUCUGCCUCUUUAAGUAGCAAACCAAGACCAAGGAAGAAUGAAGUUUAUGAGAAUUCUCUUCUUGCAGUCCGGGAAGGUGUAAUCGAGUGUAGGAGAAUAAGGACCAAGAUGCUGCGCUGUCGUAGCGAUGAAGAUUUCCUUGCCAAAUUGCACUGUAUAAGAUUAGCAAUGACUUUGCUUCUCGAAGACCAGAGCAUUGCUGACUGGUUUGUUCUAAUGGGGAAGCAACUAAUAGGCGACCUUCUCGUCAAAGCAAACUAUGACACAGAAGAAUUUGAAGAAGCAUUUGAUGAACUAAUGAAAUACGUCAGGGAUCCACAGAAUUUUAAGGAAAUUGAGAAAGAACUUAGGGCAAGAAAGGUUCGCUUCUUGUCCUUCUACGAUAUUGUCUUGGAUUUCCUUCUCCUGGAUGCAUUCGAUGAUCUUGAAGACCCACCGACAUCAAUCACAUGCGUCACACAAAACAGAUGGUUAUCAAACAGGGUCAAGGAAACAGCCGUCUCUACAGCAGUGUGGUCUGUCCUAGCAGCUAAACGCAGAAUGCUUAAGAACCCUAAGGGUUUCUUGGCCAAGGUUUAUUUGAUCUCUUACCAUGUGACGCCAGCACUAGCGUGGGGCUUCCUUGGCUCAGACCACCAUCUUAAACAUCUGAUGGAAUUCUUUAAGGAACAAGUGUUGGGCUUCGCACGGGAUAUGUUUUCGUUGCGGAAGUGUCGAUAUUCAAGUUUGGCAGAACUUGGAGAUGACAUCUUGGCACUGGCUAAACACUACAGCACAAUAGCAUCACAAAAGCUAAGUUCAUGAUGAAAGUCAACUGCAAUUUUUAUGUUAUUUUAUCUUGAAAAAAUCCCAAGUGGUUCUGCAGCUAGUACGAUUCAUCAAGGCUUUCAUUUUUUGCUGAUAAAAAGAUUUUAACAUAUAUUUUGCAUGUUUGUCUAUUAUAAAAAAUACUGUACUUACUUUUUAUUUGUCAUGGAUUCAAGGCUUUUCCCAGAUUUGCAAAGCUCUGUGGAUUGAGUUAAAUUCCAUUCAUUAAGUCAUGUUUUUAUCGGACAUUUUUUAUUUAAAACAAAAAGGAAUAAUGAUGUACUGUUGCCAAAAUGUUUUUAAAAUCACCUUUAUUGUCUACAAAAAUUCAACAUUACACAUAUCUACCUUAAU
This is a messenger RNA of Asterias rubens (European starfish), 2146 nucleotides long. RefSeq names its product mitoguardin 2-like. Lineage: Eukaryota; Metazoa; Echinodermata; Asteroidea; Forcipulatida; Asteriidae. Gene Ontology annotation, biological process: mitochondrial fusion. The transcript is spliced from 12 exons. The record is from RefSeq and is a predicted model, not a curated record. Bases 152 to 1789 code for a protein of 545 amino acids.